Anoplopoma fimbria (sablefish) is the source of this 2839-nucleotide messenger RNA. It is a transcript of the gene galt, whose product is annotated as galactose-1-phosphate uridylyltransferase. The coding region runs from base 65 to 1177 and encodes 370 amino acids. Lineage: Eukaryota; Metazoa; Chordata; Actinopteri; Perciformes; Anoplopomatidae. The record is from RefSeq and is a predicted model, not a curated record. The transcript is spliced from 11 exons. Gene Ontology annotation, cellular component: cytoplasm. Gene Ontology annotation, molecular function: zinc ion binding; UDP-glucose:hexose-1-phosphate uridylyltransferase activity. Gene Ontology annotation, biological process: beta-D-galactose catabolic process via UDP-galactose, Leloir pathway.
GCUAACCUGAAGUUCAGAAGGAGUUGAUGGUUCAGUGACAGCUCUCAAAACACCACCGACCGACAUGAGCGGAGGAAAAGGAGUCAGUUUUGAUCCUAAAGAGCACCAACACCUGCGUUACAACCCUCUACGUGACACCUGGGUCCUUGUGUCGGCCCACCGCAUGAAGAGACCCUGGGCAGGCCAGGUAGAGAAACCUCCCGAGGAACACAUACCCAGACAUGACCCCCGUAACCCACUCUGUCCCGGGAACACUCGUGCAAAUGGAGAGGUAAAUCCCGACUAUGAAAGCACUUUUCUUUUUGAAAAUGACUUCCCCGCUCUUCAGCCAGAUGCACCAGAUCCUGGUUCAGAUCAGAAUCCAUUGUUCCAGUCUAAAGCUGCCAGGGGUGUCUGUAAGGUAAUGUGUUUCCAUCCCUGGUCAGACGUCACCCUACCUCUCAUGAAAAAACAAGAGGUUGUCAAGGUGAUUGACAAAUGGGCGGAGCUUGUAGGAGAACUAGGCACCACUUAUCCCUGGGUUCAGAUUUUCGAGAACAAAGGAGCUAUGAUGGGCUGCUCGAAUCCACAUCCUCACUGUCAGGUGUGGGCCAGCAACUUCCUUCCUAAUGAGCCGGCUCUGUCAGACCGCUGUCAGAGAGCCUACCAUCAGAAACACGGAGAACCAAUGCUGCUGCAGUACGCCAAACAAGAGGCUGAGAAAAAGGAGCGUGUGGUGGUGGAGACUUCUGAUUGGCUGGCUGUGGUUCCAUAUUGGGCAACGUGGCCCUACCAAACGCUGUUGUUACCGCGACGACAUGUCCUCAGGAUCAAUGACCUGACCACAGAGGAGAGGGAGGGUCUGGCUGACAUUAUGAAGCGACUGCUGACCAAGUAUGACAAUAUGUUUGAAAUCUCGUUCCCCUACUCCAUGGGCUGGCACGGAGCCCCGACCGGCCCCCAUUUGACAGAAGACAACUCUCAUUGGCAGCUUCAUGCUCACUACUACCCUCCUCUGCUCCGCUCAGCUACAGUUAAGAAGUUUAUGGUGGGCUAUGAGAUGCUGGCUCAGGAGCAAAGGGACCUCACCCCUGAACAGGCCGCUGAGAAGCUAAGGAACCUUCCAGAAGAACACUACAAAACCAGACAGAACCUGGAACAAGGAGGAGGAAAAGAGAAAGAAGACGGAGGAAAUUGAAGUGAAAGUAAAACCAACUGUGUGAUGGUUAGAAAAAAGUACAUAUUUAUUUAAACCACAGUAUCAUUUUGGGGAAAUAUAGAAUUAAUGCAUUGCUACAAUUAAUGCAUUUUAGAAAAACUGUUAAAAUUACAUUUAAACUUAAUGACAUGUAACACGUCUGAAGUGGUGCAACGCGUUAAAGUGCCUUUGCGAACACAGGGAUUUUAAGAUAUUCUUACUUGUAAAAUACACAGUUUAUGUUUAUAUUUUUAAUACAUUUCUGUGUACACAAAGUUGGUACUGGGCUCCUUACUAUAAUCGUGCUAUGGAACUCCCAAUCCAUGUUUUAAGGAGAUAAUGAGAGAACCUGCUGUCCCUUCUGUCUUAAUUAAACAAACUUUGUGUGUUGCUUCGUUAUGAUGGAAGCCUUUUGACCACAGCUUUUUCUUUCCAACAACUCAAGGAGUUAUUUGUGAUUCCAAUUGAUGCCUUUGUUUCUUUUCUUUUAUAUAGAAAAUUGAUUUCACAGAUACAAUGUAGUCUGUUUAUGAUAACAUAAUUAAGAUCCAGAGCAUUGUUAUUAUACAGCUCCAACAGUGGUAUUGAAGAUGCAAACAUCAUUAUCAGAGUUUGAAAUUGUAAAAAAAUUGAUAUUACAGAUGGAACAUAUGUAGAAUUAAUGAAUAACGUUUGGUAUACUUUGUUGUUACAUCACACUACUGCACUGAAAGAUGUGAUAAAUUCACUUAUUUGACACUUCACCUGCCAAAGGAUGAUGCAAACAAACCGUGAAUCAUAAGUUUUCCAGAUCAGGGGGGAAACAAAGGGGUAAGGUAUAUCUAAUUCAUGAAUUAGGGAGGGAUUUUCUUGGAAAAGAUCAUGAGCUAGAAUAUCUCAGCACCCUGGAGAGAGACACAGCCUUUGUUUCUGUGUUUCAGGACCAAGGACAGAGAUAGUGACUGUACGGAGACCUUGACAAAAGGAUAACUUCACAUUUAUUUCAAGUUUUAGGGUUAAAAUAAAUAUGGGUAAUAUUGUUUAAAGACAGCCUUUAAAAAAUGUGAAUUUAUCCUUCAAGUUUGUCUACUGCAUAUCACACUAGCGAUGAGUAUGGUCCAAACUAAGGAGUGUGGAUAGGCAACAGUACUAUUUUUAAACCAGAUGCGGAGUUACAGUUGUUUCCACUGGUGGGAAGAUGUGACUCUGACCAUAAAGCAGAGGCUCAAGAGUAAUGAUAGAAUCUGGUCUCCACACACUCACUCAGAAUGGAUCUGUCCAACACCCAGUCGAUUAAUUCAGUGUGACACCUGAGACCAUCCUGUGGAGAAUAGAUAAACGGGAGCAAUAUGAACUUCACAUGUCGUCUUAAACUCCUUUGAUUGAUUUAUUAUAAUUAACUACUUCUAAAAUUAAAUUAGGAAUAUCAGCUGUUUCUAGAAAUAUGUAUUCAGGAAAAUCAAUGGUUCCUUAACUAAUAGCAGACCUAAAGAGAUUACUGAGAGCGCUUGAGAGGGGGUGGGCAAAGACCCAGUGAGCUAGAGCAUUCAUGUGGUUUAAGAUACUUGCAUCAUCCAAUCUUCUUGCAUGAAGCUCUAAAAGUAGAUGGGUAAAAACGGGUUGAAUUGUGUUUAUCAGAUGAUUUGUAAACCAUGCAAAUAAAGAUGCCAAGUUUUUUCUUGA